This is a messenger RNA of Diaporthe amygdali, 711 nucleotides long. Its product is annotated as cetyl xylan esterase. The record is from RefSeq and is a predicted model, not a curated record. Lineage: Eukaryota; Fungi; Ascomycota; Sordariomycetes; Diaporthales; Diaporthaceae. Gene Ontology annotation, molecular function: hydrolase activity. The transcript is spliced from 2 exons. The coding region runs from base 1 to 711 and encodes 236 amino acids.
AUGAAGGCCAACACCCUCGUCCUCGCUGCCACUCAGGCCCUCCUCGCUGCCGGUAACCCGGUGCCGGAGGUCCAAGAGCGCCAGUCCUGCCCGGGCGUCCACGUAUUCGGUGCCCGCGAGACAACUGUGUCCCCGGGUUUUGGCUCAUCUGGUACCGUUGUGAACCUGAUCACACAAACCUACUCCGGCUCCACCUCUGAAGCCAUCAGCUACCCUGCCUGUGGCGGCCAGGCCUCUUGUGGAAGCGUCAGCUAUGCGGACUCGGUCAAGCAGGGUGUUUCUGCCGUCGUUAGCGCAGUGAAUGCUUUCAACACGAAGUGCCCCAACACCAAUCUCGUAUUGGUUGGUUACUCCCAAGGCGGCCAGAUCUUUGAUGACGCCCUGUGCGGAGGAGGCGAUACCGCCGAGGGCAUCACCAGCACUGCCGUUCCCUUGUCUUCGGCGGCUGUUGCGAAGAUCAAGGCUGCGAUCUUCAUGGGUGACCCUCGCUUCGUCGCCGGUCUCUCCUACGAGGUUGGCACUUGCAAGGCCGGAGGGUUCGAUGCCCGCGCCUCGGGCUUCUCGUGCCCAAGUGCCGCUAAGAUCCAGUCGUACUGCGACGCAGCUGAUCCUUACUGCUGCAACGGCAGCAACGCUGCCACGCACCAAGGUUACGGGAGUGAAUACGGGCAGCAGGCUCUCACUUUUGUGAAGAGCAAGAUCGCUGCUUAA